AUGAAGACUCUUGUCGUCGUCCCUGAGAAACGCAAACCGAGCAACCUUGAUCCAACUUCUGCUCACGAACGCACAUGCUUAGUCUUGGCUCACACCGUUGUACACGAGUUCUUUCACGCCUUCAAUGCAGCUUGGUUUCCGCGUGUAGACGACGAGACCCCUGUCUCGGCAUGGUUGCAAGGUAACAGAAGCAAUGAGCUUGGCAACGCCGCUAUCAAUCGUUUGCUCGGGGGCGAACCAUUUACAAUGCAUAGAUACAGCAAUGACGCUGUAAAGGAACAUCGCCAGCAUUGUGCUGUGCCCUAUGGAUUGUUUUCAAGGGUGCCAUGGGAUCUAUGGGAGGAUACGAAUGACCAAUUCCAGAAGACCAAGAUAGCGGGUACACAAGAUGCCUUCGCUGCUCGCCAGGUAUUCUAUCCGGUGCCUCAGAAGUAUGUUCACAACAUGUUUACCAAAGAGACCUGGGAGCAUCAAGUACCUAGAUUUGGAAUUGCAGCUCUCAGAGUACCACAUCUAGAGGAUUGGGCAAUCACCCACAAGAAACCACAUUAA
Molecule: messenger RNA, 552 nt
Organism: Aureobasidium musti
Lineage: Eukaryota; Fungi; Ascomycota; Dothideomycetes; Dothideales; Saccotheciaceae
Source: the annotation of a GenBank genome assembly